GUCCCCCUCGCUAACAGGUCCGCUUGCAUUAGUUCCGGUUCCGUCUGCUUCCGGGCACGUUCUUGUUGCAUCAGCAUCUGCCGGUUAGCUCUGUGUUCAUCAUGUCGAGCUCAGGAGACUCAGCUGUGGAGUUUGGCUCCUGGCUGCAGAUCAGGGAGGAAGCUGCGCUGACAGCCGCCCUGAACGACUACCUCAGCGGUCGCAGCUACCUGGCGGGGUUCAGCCCCUCCCAAGCUGACCUGACAGCCUUUAGGCUCCUCCACAGGCCGCCCGAGCCGCAGCACGUCCACGCUCUGCGCUGGUACAGGCACAUUCAGCUGCAGCCGGAGCUGAGCGCAGACGCAGACAGCAGCACCAAAGGGAAGCGGCUCCAACCCUCCUGGUCUCCACCAGCAGGAGGCGAUGUUCCCCAGCUUCGGCUCUACAACAGCCUGACCAGAACUAAGGAGCCGUUUUUUCCUCAGAGAGGGACCAGAGUGACGUGGUACUGCUGUGGACCCACAGUGUACGACGCCUCACACAUGGGACACGCCAGGUCCUACAUUUCCUUUGACAUCCUCCGAAGGAUCCUGAGGGACUACUUCAAGUACGACGUCUUCUACUGCAUGAACAUCACAGACAUAGAUGAUAAAAUCAUCAGAAGGGCCCGACAGAACCACCUGCUGGACCAGUACCAGGAGAAGAGACCGGCUGCAGCUCAGAUCCUGCAGGACGUCCUCAGUGCCAGGGGGCCCUUUCAGGACAAACUGGCUUCCACCACGGAUCCAGAUAAGAAGCAGAUGCUGGAGCGGCUGGACGCCGCCGUGGCCACAGGCCUGCAGCCGCUGCAGGCGGCCGUGGACCGCGGCGCUGCAGACGGCGAGCUGCGGCCGCUGGCUCAGGCGCUGCUGGAGAACUCCAAGGAUCUGCUGGCUGAGUGGUUGGACCAACAGUUUGGAAGUCAGAUCACGGAUAAUUCCAUCUUCUCCAGCCUUCCUAAAUACUGGGAGGGGGAGUAUCAUAGAGACAUGGAGGCCCUGAACGUUCUCCCUCCAGAUGUCCUGACGCGUGUCAGCGAAUACGUCCCUGAGAUUGUGGAGUUUGUAAAGACCAUCGUCUCCAACGGUUACGGGUACGAGUCCAACGGUUCCGUUUACUUCGACACCGCCAAGUUUGAAGCGAGUCCCCAACACUCGUACGGCAAACUGGUUCCAGAGGCAGUGGGCGAUCAGAAAGCUCUACAGGAGGGAGAAGGCGACCUGAGCGUCUCUGCAGACCGGCUCACUGAGAAGAAGUCUCAGAACGACUUUGCUCUGUGGAAAGCCUCCAAACCCGGGGAGCCGUCCUGGGACUCUCCGUGGGGAAAGGGCCGUCCAGGCUGGCACAUCGAGUGCUCGGCCAUGGCCGGGUCCAUUCUGGGCGAGUCCAUGGACAUCCACGGCGGCGGGUUUGACCUGCGCUUCCCUCAUCACGACAAUGAGCUGGCUCAGUCCGAGGCCUUCUUUGAGAACGACCACUGGGUGCGCUACUUCCUGCACACGGGUCACCUGACCAUCGCAGGAUGCAAGAUGUCCAAGUCUCUGAAGAACUUCAUCACAAUAAAGGACGCGUUAGCCAAGAACACAGCUCGUCAGCUCCGGCUGGCUUUUCUGAUGCAUUCCUGGAAAGACACCCUGGACUACUCGUCCAACACCAUGGAGUCGGCCAUCCAGUACGAGAAGUUCAUGAACGAGUUCUUCCUGAACGUGAAAGACAUCCUCCGCGCUCCGACCGACCUCACGGGGCGCUUUGAGAAGUGGGAGGCAGCAGAGGUGGAGCUCAACAACAGCUUCUGCAGCAGGAAGGCCGCCGUCCACCAGGCUCUGUGCGACAACGUGGACACCCGCAGCGCCAUGGAGGAGAUGAGGGUGCUGGUCGGUCACAGCAACAGCUACAUCGCCGGCAGGAAGGCCGCCAAGCUAAGGCCCAACCGCACACUGCUGGAGAGCAUCGCCGCCUACCUCACCAGCAUGCUGAGGGUUUUCGGUGCUAUUGAAGGAUCUGAGCCCAUCGGGUUUCCUGUUGGAGGACAGGCUCAAAGUGUGGAUCUGGAAGGCGCGGUGAUGCCGUACCUCACCGUUCUGUCGGACUUUAGAGAAAAGGUCCGGAAAAUCGCCCGGGAACAGAAAGUAACCCAGCUGCUGCAGCUCUGUGACGUUGUCCGGGACGACACGCUACCAGAACUGGGGGUCCGACUGGAGGAUCACGAAGGUCUCCCCACUGUGGUGAAGCUGGUGGAUAGAGAGACAUUAUUGAAAGAGAGAGAGGAGAAGAAAAAGCUGGAAGAAGAAAAGAAAAAGAAAAAAGAAGAAGCUGCCCGGAAGAAACAGGAGCAGGAGAUGGCCAAACUAGCCAAGAUGAAGAUCCCUCCAUGCGACAUGUUCCGCUCUGAAACCGACAAAUACUCUCAAUUUGAUCAAACUGGUUUUCCUACGCAUGACGCUGAAGGGAAAGAGCUGAGCAAAGGACAAGCCAAAAAGCUGCGGAAGCUGUUUGAGGCUCAGGAAAAGCUGCACAGCGAGUAUCUUCAGAGGAUCCAGAACGGCGGACUGUCUGCCUUCCACACUGCACCAACAGCCACAGAAUAAAUGUUGGUAGAUGUUGCUGCAUCUGUGGGUUGGUUUGGAUCUGGUCUUUCCAGGGUUUUCGCGGUGACUUUUUUUAAAUGGAGAAAAAAAUCUGGAAUGGAGGAGAAACUCUUCUCAACCUUUUCUGCAUCCCAUGGGCCAGAACUCCUACUCUUCUCUUUCUUCAUUGCAGCUGUCUGAUGACAUGAGACGUUCUGCAGCAGGAAGUAGCUUCCACCUUUGAUUUCAGCCCUACGUAGCUCAGCUUUGUUGUUUGAAGAUGUGCCGGUUCUUCUGCAUCAGUUCAGAGGCGGGAGGAGCCGGGCUGCUCUUCCAACUUCCCAUAAUAACCGACUGAUUAUUUUCCAUCAUCAGGUGGCCAACAGGUUUUGUUCCAUUCACUUCUUCUCAUUGUUGAAAUGUUGAAGGUUAGACUGAAUGAAAGUGUCAGGCAGUAGGACCCAGAGGCUUCCUCCUGGUGAUGUCACUCUGACAUUUUCCAUGUGCUUGCAUCCUUUAAUCCAUUCCUUUAUUUCUAUGAAGAUGUUGUAAACUUUGCAUUGAAAGAUCAAACUCCGUUCCUGAACACUUUGAUGCCUCCAGCUGGUCAGAAAUGUCCAGACGACAUGUUUCUGUUUUCAUGGAGGAUUUUUAAGCUUCUGUUUCUAUCCGGACAUUUUACUGGAAUUCCUCUAGCAUCCUGCCGUCCAGGUUUGAUGCGUUUAGACGGCUGCAGCUCUUUGGAACGUCUUCCCAUGAUGGGAUGCCAUCACUGAGGAGCAGCCCCUCGACCGUCAGAGGUUCCUCCGGAGCCGCCGGCGUCCACCAAUGAAGUUAGCUGUGAUGCCAGGGACUCCUCAUAAGUGAAUAAUUGAUGCUUCAAGGGAAGUUUGGCAGCAUUUGAAACAAUAAAGAGAAGGUUUUAAACAUG
This is a messenger RNA of Oryzias latipes (Japanese medaka), 3516 nucleotides long. It is a transcript of the gene cars1, whose product is annotated as cysteinyl-tRNA synthetase 1. NCBI's taxonomy places the organism in Eukaryota, Metazoa, Chordata, Actinopteri, Beloniformes, Adrianichthyidae. Gene Ontology annotation, biological process: cysteinyl-tRNA aminoacylation. Gene Ontology annotation, cellular component: cytoplasm. Gene Ontology annotation, molecular function: ATP binding; cysteine-tRNA ligase activity. The record is from RefSeq and is a predicted model, not a curated record.